UUGCAGUAAAGUAACCAUAACCACUAAACAUAGCCAACUCAACUAAAGAAAGCAACGACUUUCCUAACUUGCUUCUUCUUUUAAGAUCCAUUACUCACUCUAACUUCUGGAUUUUCAUCUACAGUAACAGCAAUCACAGUGAGUAACAAUGGCAGCUUCUUCAAGAUUCCCUCUAAUUCUCUCAUUAUUUCUCUUCUUCACCGUCAUUUUAGUUCAGUCUGACGAGGAGGAUACACUUUUUGUAGCCAUCAACCACUACAGGACAUCCUUGAAUUUGACUACCCUUACAAAGAAUGAAAAUGCAGAAUGCCUUGCUGAUGAACUAGCUGACCAAUUUAAAAAUCAGCCUUGCACAAACACCACAGGCUCUAACACUGUCCCCGGAACUGAGCAGCAAUUCCCAAACUACGAAAGUCUCUUAGCUGAAUGUCAUUUGAAUGUGUCCAACACAAGGGACGGACAGGUCUUGCCAGCUUGUGUUCCUAAUUUGGAUCCGACCCUCGUACGCACUAACUUCACCGACAGUCUGUACUCGGGCUACCUCAACGAUUCUAAGUUUACAGGAGCUGGAAUUGGUUCAGACGGUAACUGGAUUGUAGUUGUUCUGACGACAAAUGCACCAGAGGGAAGCUACAUGACUUACAAUGCAGCAACGAAGAUGGGUUUCGUCUCUUACUUGCUCCUUUUGUUGGGGAUGCUUCUUCUUCUUGUAAACUAAGCGGGUGUUUACCCUAUGCUCAUCUUACUAUUUUCAGGGAGAUAAAAAAAACUGACACUUGCUUCCUUUAAGCAAACUAUAUUCUUCACUGCUAGACUGUAAUGUUUUUGUUUACCCUGUUUCCUUUUAAGACAUGGAAAAAAUAUUUUUGACA
This is a messenger RNA of Mercurialis annua (annual mercury), 872 nucleotides long. RefSeq lists its product as uncharacterized. Bases 149 to 718 code for a protein of 189 amino acids. The record is from RefSeq and is a predicted model, not a curated record. The transcript has 2 exons. Lineage: Eukaryota; Viridiplantae; Streptophyta; Magnoliopsida; Malpighiales; Euphorbiaceae.